Schistosoma rodhaini is the source of this 1230-nucleotide messenger RNA. The record is from the annotation of a GenBank genome assembly. Lineage: Eukaryota; Metazoa; Platyhelminthes; Trematoda; Strigeidida; Schistosomatidae.
AUGGAAGAUAAUAUGAAUCAUUCGCUCAUGCAAUCAACCUUAAUGAAGACUGCAGUUACAACAAUAAGUAAUCACUUGUCGAAACUAAAAUCUAAUUCAAGCUUACUUGAAAAGUUACUAUGUUUUCUUUUCAUGAAUAAUGCUCAAAACUUAUCGGUCAAGGAAUUAUUCAACCAAACGUUUGCUGUUGACUCAAAUCAAAGUAUGGGUGAAUUAUAUGUCUCACAAACAAACAGUGACCUGGUAAAACGGCUAGAGUUAGUUGUCAUCCGUAGUCUUGAUCAGCUUGAAUCCACAAAACGUGAAUCGGUGUGUUACAAGAAGGCUAGCACUAGCGAUCCAGUUGAUAAGCAACUGUCCCAUAUAAGAAGUUUUCUUGAAAUCAACAGGAAGAGAAAACAUCUGUUUAAUCUCUCAUCAGAGCUUCGAAACUUAAAAAGCGUUCAACUACAGAAAUGUAAUGUGUCAAGAGAUGAUUUAAAGGCUGAGCUUCAAUUAUUAACGCUACAGUCAAAGGUCCACUACAUGAAACACCGUAUUGGGAAGUUGAAGUUGGACUUAGAAUCUAGUGAAACAUACAUUUCUGAAUAUGAGUCACUACGCACAGCAAUGGCGAAUAUUGAAAGUCUUCUGGGAAAGAAACGGGAAACAAUUCGACAUUUGCAUGAAGAAAAUGAAAAGCUGUUAAAUAACCUCCCUUUAUUAUGUCGUGAGACGAAACAAAUUAAGCAACAACUAUCUGGUCAGAUAAUUGAUACACAUAAAGUGGCGUAUGAACUAACAAGCAACAAUCUACUGCAGGAUUUUGAUGAAAGGAUUCAAGAUAUAUCAUUCAACAGGAGAACAUUUAGCGGCGGGAAUACUUAUGUCGACAUUCUAUAUACUGACAGUCUAUACAUAAAUUGCUGUAAUUUAUAUUCUCUUGAACCUAAUCUUAAGAUUCCAGAUAUCCUACUGAAAUGUAUUCUAACACAAAUCCAAGAAAGUUGGCUAGCUGAGAAUAGUUUAAAAUUGUUACACUAUCUUUUGAUGAAUUUAAACAAAGGAAUUCACACUAGUGAAAAACUGCGAAACUAUGACGUGACAUUCCGGGCUGAAGAGCUAAAACAUUUGUUUUCUUGUGUUACAAAUUUGAAAGAAUUAUCGAAAGAAAUAAAACAGCAUAUAUCAUUUUGCAGUGAAUUCAUAUCUGACUGGAGACAAAUACCGAUUCGACGAAUGUUGCUAUAA